AGAAGAACGACGGAUAUGUCCGAAUACAAGUGCGCCUCAGGAGGACCCCCCAUGUAUGUCCCGCAUAAACCUGUCACUGCAGUCAUCGGUGCCUCGUUUAGCGUCGUUUCCAUCAUGGUUGCCAACAUCCUUAGGCUGUUCAAGGUACCGCAGAUCAGCUAUGCCUCGACCAGUACCGAGCUAUCUGACAAAUCCCGCUUCGAGUACUUCAGCAGAGUAGUACCUCCGGACAGUUUCCAAGCUCAAGCCAUGGUUAGCAUCAUCAAAGAGCUUGGUUGGAAGUACGUAUCCACCGUCGCGGUGGAAGGCGAGUACGGAGAAAAGGGUAUAGCAUCUUUCAUUUCAUACUCGACUGCUGCUGGUAUAUGCAUUGCGACCACUGAGAAGAUCCAGAGGAACUCGCGGCUUGAUGACUUCGACCGCAUCAUCGAGAAGCUCAUCCAGAAGCCACAGGCCCGGGCCGUCAUCCUGUUUGUUGACGAGGAUAACACCAGGAAAUUGUUGCAAGCGACAAUCCGUGCAAACAAAACGUCCCACUUUUUGUGGAUCGGAAGCGACUCCUGGGGUGCAAAAGUCCAUCCUGUCAGGGAUCAGGAGUUCGCCGCCGAAGGUGCGAUAACCAUUCUUCCACACCGCAACGCAAUCAAAGGUUUUGAUCGCUACUAUUCAUCGCUACGUCCCAAGAUGGAUAAGGAGAAGGAGAUGUGCAACUCGAGCAACGGCCGGAACAUACCGCUACCAUCAGGAAAGACUAUCAAUUGCCGGAACGUCUGGUUCAAGGAGUUCUGGAGUCAGCACAACAAAUGCUCCUUCGAGGAUGAGAACAAUGGUAACGAGGACGACGUUAAACCUUGCACUGGUGUCGAAAUGAUGGAGGACUACGAUCAGGAAGGACUAGUACCUUUCGUUGUUGACGCCGUCUACGCAGCAGCCCAUGCUAUCCACGACAUCGUUGCAGACAGGUGCGACGAACCCUUCCACCUGUGCGAAGAGUUACGGCCAACACCUGCUGGAUCACAGGUCCUCAAGUACAUCAGGAACGUCACGUUUACAGGAAAACAAAAAACUGAGGUGAAGUUCAACUCUGAUGGAGAUGCCUAUGGAAGCUACAACAUCUACCAGUAUCAAAAGCACGAGGACGGAAAAUACGAUUACAAACAGAUUGGCUCUUGGAAGGAGGUUCUCGAUUUGAAGUUGGAGCACCUGGAAUGGCGAGACAGGAAGGACAUCCCAACUUCGAUUUGCAGCCACACGUGCCCAUCAGGACACAUCCGCAAUUAUCAAGAUCAAUGCUGCUGGAUUUGCGUAGCCUGUCGAGAAGACGCGUUCGUAUUUAACGACACAUGUAGAACCUGCCCCCCAGGUUACGCUCCGAACUUAAAUAAAACCGGGUGCAUCAAGCUAGAAGCUUUGGUGAUCGAUUGGAUGAACGCCUGGGCUCUGGCUCCUCUGAUAUUCAGUGGUAUUGGAAUAUCUCUCACACUCUUUACGACAUGCGUUUUCAUACGGUACAACCGGACACCUGUGAUCAUGGCUUCAGGCAGAGAAUUAUGCUACGUGCUCUUAUUCGGCAUAUGCAGUUGCUACUCCAUGUCCUUCGUGAUCCUAGCAGAACCUACUGUGGAAACUUGCGCUAUUAUGCGUAUAGGAUUAGGCCUAUGCUUGAGCAUAUGCUACAGUGCUAUCUUCACAAAAACCAAUCGCAUCUCCAGAAUAUUCAAUCGAGGCGUCAAAAGCAUCAAACGUCCCGUCUACACCUCGCCCAUCUCGCAAGUCGCAAUAUCUUUAGGUAUCGUCUCCAUUCAACUGGUCGGUUCUAUAAUUUGGCUGGUAAUCGAUCGUCCGGACAUCAGAGAAAUUUAUCCGUAUCCGCUAACAGCCGUGUUGACAUGUCGCGUUUCCACCUAUUCACUAAUACUCUCUCUUGGAUACAAUAUGAUCCUCAUCCUUUUAUGCACUUGGUAUGCCUUCAAAACCAGGAAGAUCCCAGAGAACUUCAACGAGGCCAAGUACAUUGGCUUCACCAUGUACUCUACAUGCAUCGUAUGGCUUGCUUUUCUCCCAAUCUAUUUUGGAACCAACAACGAUUACAAGAUCCAAAUUGUCAGCGUGUGCAUGUGCUUGAACAUCAGCGCUUCCGUCGUCCUCGGCUGCCUGUUCGUACCGAAAGUCUACCUGGUUCUAUUCCAACCCUACAAGAACGUCCGUCAAACCGGGAACGGCAAUCAGGGUGGCGCCGCGGAUAGACCAGCAUACAGUAUGAGGUUUACCGGGCCGCGGUCACAGACAGUCCACUCUGUAACCAGUAACUCGCGGUCAUCUCCAAGGUUGGGACCUAAAACCCCCAUCAACGGCGAACCAAGUCCAGCUCUGCCCAGCCCUAGCAUCGAGGAGAGUUCCCUAACUUAAGUUCGCCCUUUAGCUUAAUUCGAACGGAACCUAACUUAGCAUAGCAGGACCACAUCUAUAUGUAAGUUAGCUUUAAGCACUUUCCACAAUAGAAGUUGUUUAUGGUAAACUCACCAUAAACAACUUACUCUUUCAGAAUUACUUAUUAUAUAAUGACACCGCUAUGGUUCAUCCAUCUGGUGACUAAGUUGGGUAACGCGAUAGUUGAUCUUCGGUUUUGGUAUGGGAAGCUCAAUGGUACAAAGCAUUUAGAUACGUUUAAAAGAUUUGUACCAUAGCUGGAGACGUCCGUGCCAUCGGAUUUCCAUGGCUGUGGACAGCGGAUGAGUCACAUCUCCACACCCAUAACCAUCAGAUACUUUUACCUAAGCAGUAUUACUUGUUAAACAGUAUUGAAGUAUAUAUAGUCUAUUGAAAUAAGAUAUUAUAUAAAAUAGUUUAUUCUCAAAACAAAUAACUUUCAACUAUCUAUAUCAAAUCAGUAUAAAUUCAAAAAACCACAGCUUUAAUUUACAAUAAAUUUGGA
This is a messenger RNA of Nicrophorus vespilloides, 2935 nucleotides long. It is a transcript of the gene mGluR, whose product is annotated as metabotropic glutamate receptor 7. Bases 16 to 2409 code for a protein of 797 amino acids. Lineage: Eukaryota; Metazoa; Arthropoda; Insecta; Coleoptera; Silphidae. Gene Ontology annotation, cellular component: membrane. Gene Ontology annotation, molecular function: adenylate cyclase inhibiting G protein-coupled glutamate receptor activity. The record is from RefSeq and is a predicted model, not a curated record. Gene Ontology annotation, biological process: G protein-coupled glutamate receptor signaling pathway; regulation of synaptic transmission, glutamatergic. The transcript has 13 exons.